GCGGCCAAUCCGCCGUACCGGAUUCUGGUGGCGAAACCGGGCCUCGACGGGCACGACCGCGGUGCGCUGGUGGUCGCGAGGGCGCUCCGCGACGCGGGCUUUGAAGUCAUCUACACCGGGCUGCGGAGAACACCCGAAGAAAUUGUCGAAGCCGCGCUUCAGGAAGACGUGGAGGCGGUUGGUGUCUCCAUUCUCUCGGGUGCUCAUCGCCCGCUGGUUCGUCGGAUCCUCGAGGGACUCGCGCAGCACGGACUCGCAGACGUACCGGUCUUCGUCGGCGGCCUCAUUCCGGAUCGCGACGUGGCGUAUCUCCGCGAGAUCGGAGUCGCGGAGGUGUUCGGACCCGACACCCCGACUUCCGAGGCGGCCCGGGCCCUCGGUUCGCGGCUCGCCGAGCUUCGCCUCCGUCGGGCCGUGCCGGGCUCCGACUCCUGA
Molecule: messenger RNA, 435 nt
Organism: Geodia barretti
Lineage: Eukaryota; Metazoa; Porifera; Demospongiae; Tetractinellida; Geodiidae
Source: the annotation of a GenBank genome assembly